This is a messenger RNA of Cygnus atratus (black swan), 5994 nucleotides long. RefSeq names its product castor zinc finger 1 (gene CASZ1). Gene Ontology annotation, cellular component: nucleus. NCBI's taxonomy places the organism in Eukaryota, Metazoa, Chordata, Aves, Anseriformes, Anatidae. The record is from RefSeq and is a predicted model, not a curated record. Gene Ontology annotation, biological process: regulation of neuron differentiation; positive regulation of transcription by RNA polymerase II. Gene Ontology annotation, molecular function: RNA polymerase II transcription regulatory region sequence-specific DNA binding; DNA-binding transcription factor activity, RNA polymerase II-specific.
AUGGCGCUGGUGUCAGUGCCCGGGGACGAGCGGCAGCACCGGGGCGGGCUCUCGGAGCUGGGGGCCGGCGAGAUCAAAGCGCAUUCAGCUGAAAGAACUAUAUGCACUGACGCAACCUCAGGAAAACCCACAAUGGCUGCCAAGCGCAAAGGCGGCCUGAAGCUAAAUGCAAUCUGUGCCAAGCUGAGCCGCCAGGUCGUCUUCGACCACGGGGGAGCCGAGCAGGCGCGUGCGGACAAGGGGCCGCAGCGGGAGAGCAGCAACAAGGACCUGCCUCAGCCCGGGACCAAGGAGCCGGGGACUGAGUUUUCGGACGGACUCAGCCGCGUGCAGAAGAUUGAGGAGGACAAGAGGAGGGAGGUGAUCGAGAAGUGGGUGAACGGGGAGUACAACGAGGAGCCCUUGCUGGGGCGGGCCGAGGGCAAGGAGUGUAAGGGCGCCGAGAGCGCGGAGGUGCCCCCCGAAGGGGUUUACAUGGUGCAGCCCAAGGGCUGCAGCGAUGAGGAAGACAACGGGGACGACGCGGACGCGCUGAGGGGCUCUCAGGAUGGCGCCUUCCUGGACGACAGGGACUCCGACGGGACGGCCUCCAAGGAUGAUGCCUACCGGGCCUCCAGCGGCGAGGUGGCCUCCAAGCUGGGUGCAGGAACGGCCUCAGGGGAAGCUUCAUCGCUGCGAGACUAUGCCGCCACCACCAUGAAUGAGUUCCUGGGCAUGUUCGGCUACGAUGAUCAGAACAUGCGGGACGAGCUGGCCCGCAAGAUCAGCUUCGACAAGCUGAACGCUGCUACCUCAGAGGCCACCGCCACCGCGGCCUCUCUCUCUGGCGAGGACGCCAUGAGCAAACGAGCCCGCUUCUCCAAGUACGAGGAGUACAUCCGCAAGCUCAAGGCUGGAGAGCAGCUCUCUUGGCCCAUGCACUUGGCCAAAUCUGAGGAGCUGGGCUCCAAGCUGGGCAAGGAAGGUUCCUCAGUGCUGUCGCAGCCCAUCCGGGUGCCAGGUCCAGAUGCCUCCCUGCUGACGGAGACCAAAGCCACCAUCCUGCCGCUGCCCUCUCCAAGCAGUUCCCAGAUGCAGGGCCUGAUGUCGCGGGCCUCCAAAUACGACUUCUUCAUUCAGAAGCUGAAGACGGGUGAGAGCAUCAGGCCACAGAACGGCAACACGUACAAGAAGGCCUCCAAGUACGACCUAGAAAACGUCAAGUACUUGCACCUCUUCAAGCCUGGAGAAGGAAGCCCAGAUAUGGGAGGAGCCAUCGCCUUCAAGACAGGCAAGGUGGGCCGCCCUUCCAAGUAUGACGUGAGGAACAUUCAGAAGCUUACUCCAGUAAAAGCUCCGACACCCAGCCUGGCCCCUGCUCCCCUCGCCAGCACCCCCAGCAGCACGCCCGUGGCCGGCCCAGAGCAGUCCGUCUCAUUGCCAUUCAACACUCCCGAGUACCUGAAGUCAACUUUCUCCAAGACAGACUCCAUCACAACUGGAACAGUCUCUACAGUAAAGAACGGAUUACCCACUGACAAACCAGCCGUCAGCGAAGAUGUAAAUAUUUACCAGAAGUAUAUUGCCAGGUUCUCUGGCAGCCAGCACUGUGGACACAUACACUGUGCAUACCAGUACCGAGAACAUUACCACUGCCUUGACCCAGAGUGCAACUACCAGAGAUUCACUAGUAAACAGGAUGUGAUUCGGCAUUACAACAUGCACAAGAAACGUGAUAAUUCCCUCCAGCACGGCUUCAUGCGCUUCAGCCCCUUGGAUGACUGCAGCGUGUACUACCAUGGCUGCCACCUGAACGGGAAAAGCACACACUACCACUGCAUGCAGGUGGGUUGUAACAAGGUCUACACAAGCACCUCGGACGUGAUGACCCAUGAGAACUUUCACAAGAAAAACACACAGCUCAUCAAUGACGGGUUUCAGCGGUUCCGUGCCACGGAGGACUGUGGCACUGUGGAAUGCCAGUUCUACGGGCAGAAAACCACUCAUUUUCACUGCAGGCGACCUGGGUGUACCUUCACCUUCAAGAACAAGUGUGACAUUGAGAAGCACAAGAGCUACCACAUCAAAGAUGAUGCCUAUGCCAAGGAUGGCUUCAAGAAGUUCUACAAGUAUGAGGAAUGCAAGUAUGAGGGCUGUGUCUACAGCAAGGCCACCAACCACUUCCACUGCAUAAGGGCAGGCUGUGGCUUCACCUUCACCUCCACCAGCCAGAUGACCUCCCAUAAACGCAAGCACGAGCGCCGGCACAUCCGGAGCUCGGGGGUGCUGGGCCUGCCUGCCUCUCUCCUGGGAUCCAAGGAUAAUGAGCAAGAGGAGUCCAGUAACGAUGACCUUAUUGACUUCUCUGCUAUGAGCUCCAAGAACUCCAGCCUGAGUGCCUCCCCCACCAGUCAACAGUCUUCCGUUUCUCUGAUAGUCCCAGCUGCGCCCUCCUCUGCUGCCGAGCUUGCUUCCUCGCAGGCCAGCAAGCCUGCCAACAGCAUGACACCAGCCACCAAGAUCUCUGGCCUGCUCUCCCAGGCUCUUCCCAGCAAUAUUCCCUUGGCCCUGGCACUCUCCAACUCAGCACUUCCUGGAACAGCUGGAUCCUUCUUCCCCAAUCCCAGCCGGGUCUCCACGCCGCUUCCUGCCAGUUCAGCUAAUCUGAUGGCUGCUGGUUCGUCCGGCGCCAAUCCAACAUCAUCUGCUCCUACAGAUUCCUCAUCCCAGGCCAUCUCAGGAUCUGGUGAGCCUUCGGCUACUUCUUCUCCGGCUCCAGCGGCAUCCAUAAUGGAAAGGAUCUCUGCUAGCAAGGGAUUAAUCUCUCCUAUGAUGGCCAGGCUGGCAGCAGCUGCACUUAAGCCCUCUGUGGCACUCGAAGCAGGGAAUGGACAGCCAGCAGCUCCCGGACGGUUCAAUCCAGUGCAGGUGAAGCAGGAGCCGGUGGAGGCCAUGGGAUCAUCCUCUGGCACCGGUCAGGAGUCCCUGCAGGAGCACAGCUUGGACCUGAGUGUCAAGGAUCACGGUAAUGAAUCAAAUGGCCACACAGUCUCGGCAAAUUCAUCUCUUUUAUCCUCGCUUAUGAAUAAGAUGUCCAAGACCAGUGCCAGCCUUGGCAACCUGCUGAACAUUAAGGCAGAAGGCGAUGGCAGCCAGGCUGGGGCUGGGGAGCCAACACAGUACUUGGGCAAGGCAGUGAAGGCACUUGUCCAGGAGAAGCUCUCUGAGCCAUGGAAGAUGUACCUGCGCCGGUUUGGUACCAAGGACUUCUGCGACGCGCAGUGCGACUUUCUGCAUAAGGUGCAUUUCCACUGUGUCGUGGAAGAAUGUGGUGCCCUCUUCAGCACCCUGGAUGGAGCCAUCAAGCAUGCCAAUUUUCACUUCCGAACUGAGGGCGGAGCUGUGAAGAGUAACUCGGAGUCUCCCUUCUCAACUACUACUGAGAGUAAGGCUUCACUGGCCCCUUCAUCACCAUCUGCUACAUCUGCCACCAUGGCGAGCGCUCCUGCCCUCGACGUGCCCACCCCGAGCCCGGCGACUGUGCCCUCUGCCCCCACGCUGCUAGCUUGGAAGCAGCUGGCUUCGACCAUACCCCAGAUGCCUCAGAUCCCAGCAUCAGUGCCUAACCUGGCAACUUCACCCUUGGCAACAACUUCCCUGGAGAACGCCAAGCCUCAGGUCAAACCCGGAUUUCUCCAAUUCCAGGAGAAUGAUCCCUGCCUGGCAACGGACUGCAAGUAUGCCAACAAAUUCCACUUCCACUGUCUCUUUGGGAACUGCAAGUAUGUGUGCAAAACCUCUGGCAAAGCAGAAUCCCACUGCCUGGACCACAUCAACCCCAACAAUAACUUGGUGAAUGUGCGAGACCAGUUUGCUUACUAUUCGCUGCAGUGUCUCUGUCCAAACCAGCACUGUGAAUUCAGGAUGCGAGGGCAUUACCACUGUCUUCGUCCUGGCUGCUACUUUGUGACUAACAUCACCACCAAGCUGCCCUGGCAUGUGAAAAAACAUGAGAAGGCAGAAAGAAGGGCAGCCAAUGGCUUCAAGUAUUUUACCAAGCGAGAAGAGUGUGGCAGACUGGGUUGCAAAUACAACCAGGUGAACAGCCACUUCCACUGUAUUCGAGAGGGCUGCCAGUUCUCCUUCCUGCUCAAGCACCAAAUGACAUCCCAUGCCAGAAAGCACAUGAGACGGAUGCUGGGGAAGAAUUUUGAUCGUGUUCCUACUCAGGUUAUUGGCCACACUCCAAGAAAUGAAAAUCUCCCCCAGGUUGGCAGCAUGGCACCCAGCCCAGCCUCAUCAGGAACCCCAGCUUCCUUUCAGGGACCCCCGAGCAUGAUGGACACUGAAACAGAUGAGUACAUGGAUUACACUGGCUGUAGCCCAGGGGGGAUCUCCUCUGAAUCUUCCAAUAUGGACCGCAGCUGCUCCAGCACUCCAGUGGGCAAUGAGAGUACAUCAGCAGGCUGCCUGGUUCCUUCUACUGCUACUGCUGCUGCCGAUGAUGCUACCCACAAUGUACCACAACCUCAGCCACCACCUCUGCCUCCAUCUUUCUCACAAGCCCUGCUUAGGUCUCCCCUUCCCACCCUCCCCUAUCUUUUUUCUCCAUCUUGUCUCUCAUACUCUCUGCUCAGUGCCACUCUUGGAUCCAGCAGAGGCAUUGUCAUGCCUGCCGCCAGCACCACUGGGUUUUCGCCCAUCAUUGCCACUCCAACUCCAGUAAAAAGUGACGUUCCCUUAGUUCAGGAUGCAGCAGGGAAUACCAUCACUAUGCCAACUGCCUCGGGGGCCAAAAAGCGUUUUUGGAUUAUUGAGGACAUGUCCCCGUUUGGCAAACGCCGUAAGACUGCAUCUUCACGCAAAAUGCUGGAUGAAGGGAUGAUGCUGGAGGGAUUCCGGCGCUAUGACCUCUACGAGGACUGCAAGGACUCCAGCUGCCAAUUCUCUCUCAAGGUUACUCACUACCACUGCACACGGGAGAAUUGUGGCUACAAGUUCUGUGGCCGUACCCACAUGUACAAGCACGCCCAGCACCACGAUCGCGUUGACAACCUGGUAUUGGAUGACUUCAAGCGCUUCAAGUCUUCACUGAGUUGCAACUUCCCAGACUGUCAGUUCUCUGGCAAUAGCACACACUUCCACUGUCUGCGCUGUGGCUUCCGCUGCACUGACAGCACCAAGGUGACAGCCCACCGCAAGCACCACGGCAAGCAGGACGUCAUCAGCGCUGCUGGCUUCUGCCAGUUCAGCUCAAGCGUGGACUGCGAGGUGCCUGAUUGCAAGUACAAACUCAAGUGCUCCCACUUCCACUGCACCUACCCUGGCUGCAAACACACGGUGGUGGGCAUGUCCCAGAUGGACUCGCACAAGCGCAAACACGAGAAGCAGGAGCGAGGGGAGCUGCCUGCCAUCUCGCCCGGCCCCGAGGGCCUUGCCCACUCCACUCUCGAGUAUGACAUCCAGAACUCUUCCAUCAACCUGGACAGUUCCCUCAACCUCAGCACUGACAACAACAGCUCCCUCUUCUUCCUGCAGAACGCAGCAGGCGUGGGCCUCAAUGAUUCCCUGGACCUCAGCAAGAAGCAGUCGGAAGCCACUGAGGGUCCGUCACCGAGCAGAGCCGGGACCACCCCUCAGGAGAGGGGGGCAGCGGCAUCUGGCUCCGGCGAUGUGGAGGACGAGGAUGACUCUUCCCAAGAGGAUGAAGAGGAUGAUGAGGAGGAGAUGAACGAAGAAGAGGAGGAUGAUGAAGAGGAGGAUGAUGAUGACGAUGAUGAGGAGGAUGAUGAAGAGGAAGAUCUGAACACAGAUUCUGAAGAAUCGCUGCCCGACCCUGAGGGCCUGGCCACUAAAGAUGAUGGGGAACCAGAGGAGGCUGCUUCUUCCACAGACCACGGCGAUGCUUCCAGGCCACAGGGCGAGCCAGCCCCAGCCCUUACUCCAGCCUCAACUCCUGCUCCGGCUCCAGCUGCUGCCCCAGCCUCUACCAUUGCUCCAGCAGCUUCUCCUUAA